Messenger RNA from Priceomyces carsonii, 2868 nucleotides. RefSeq names its product Med5p (gene MED5). NCBI's taxonomy places the organism in Eukaryota, Fungi, Ascomycota, Pichiomycetes, Serinales, Debaryomycetaceae. Gene Ontology annotation, molecular function: transcription coregulator activity. The transcript has a single exon. The record is from RefSeq and is a predicted model, not a curated record. The coding region runs from base 1 to 2868 and encodes 955 amino acids. Gene Ontology annotation, biological process: regulation of transcription by RNA polymerase II. Gene Ontology annotation, cellular component: mediator complex.
AUGUCUACAAUUGGCCUCGGAAAGCUUGUAAAACGAGCAGUUCUGAAGGGUAUACCUCCCAAAGAGUUUAUUUCUUUAUACAAGCAGUUAAAUGAUGCGAGAUCUAUUAGUCCAAACGAAUAUCUCUCAGAAUUACUAGAUAUUGACUCGAACAAUACCACAGUGGCAAUUAAUAGACAAGCUUUAUUCUGCAUAGAGCUUUCUUUGAGCUCCAUUGAGCAAUUGAGCCUAUUUUGGCUAAAUCUAAUAAAGCUUGAUGACGCAAAGCAAAUAUUAUUCUUGAUCCAAUUGAGUAAAUAUUUAAAGCAUAAUCACAAAAGUGUCACAAAUAGUAUUUUGAUAGAGCUUAUAAACAAGGAGCUUUUCAGCUACAGCAUUUCAAAGCUUGAGGCUGAAAACAAGUCAUUUUCGACAGAGGAGAUAAACUCGUUUGUAGAUCAUGUUGUGUUUCUUUGGGGGCUCUUGUUCGAUAUCUUACCAGACUUAUUCCAAACUGAUACUGUGAAAAAAAUACUUGUUUUGUCAAAUAGUUUACCUAGGAAUGAACAAACGAACUAUAUGACAAUGAAAUCGAAGAAAUUGUUGAAAACUAGCGACAUGAAGAUAGAAAUUUUAUCCUCAAGUGAAAAUUCAAAUACAAAAAGCACUUAUAGCCAGAAAAAUAUUUUCUCCUUGAAUAAUGAUGGCAAUUCAAAAGUACAGGAGUUUAAGAAACUAUUUUGGGUUAGCUUUGCGAUCAAAUCUUGGCGGUUUGAAGAUAAUGAUAAAUUUUUGGACAGCUUCAAGAAAACAAUUAAUAGAUUUGAGAAUCUGCUGAAUGAGUUAUCACCUGAGCUUAUAAGGCUCUUACUUAAAGCAUCGGCAUAUGCUAAGGUAUCGCACGAACCCGAUUACGUAUUAUUUAACUACAAGAAUUUCAUUACAUCAAGGUUGCCAAUCUUAUUAUCCAAGCUUAAUCAAAAUGAUAGUAAGAGAAUAGAGAAUGCAAUCCAUCUGGCAUUUAAAGGCACUUCUGAGAGCACUCUUCAAAUUAUUUCUGAUUUCAAGAUUGCCGGGUUUCCUUGUACUGAUCUAAGAAAAGCAUUUAUAAAAAGUUGUAUUGCUAAUGAACUAAUACCUAUUCAUGCGAGAUUGAACUUUUUUGCACAAGACGAAAGCAUGUCUCAGCAGGCUUUAAUACAUGAGUUGAAUCAGCAUAAGUUGAAUAUUGACAUUAAACAUGAACUCAAUGAGAAAUUAUUGGAUGUGAAUACUGAAUUUACAUCUUUAAGCGAAUCAGGAUUAGCAGAACUUAUGGUUUCGCUUCCUAAUAUAUUAGAGUUUCUGUAUACAGAUCAAAGUUCCUCUAGUGCAAUCAUCAGCGAAGUCAUAGAUAAUUUAAUUGCUGAAAGGGACAAUGAAAAACUAACAAGGCUCUUAUUAUCGUUAAGCAGCAAUACUGAGGUUUUGAAAUUAUAUGUCUUCAACUGCAGGGGUGGGCCGUUUUUAUUACUUAACAAAUUGAUCAACUACAUAGAUUUUGGAGAAUUUGGGAUAGAUGAUGAAGACAGCUCACAAGACCUGUUCUCUCAUUUUGGAAUUACGCUCUUGAGUAUCAUAUCGUUGGUAGAGGUUUUUAAAAUUGACUUCUCAAAAUUCAGCAUAAAAACUUCUUAUGUUUCUGAUUAUUUGAAUUCGUUCUAUUAUAGGUUGUGUGAUAACUUGACCCUGUCGGAACCGAGCAAUUUGUCAAAUGAUGAAUCUACUAUUAUUGCUAAUUACAAUAGUUUGUUGAGUGAUUGGAUAGAUGCGUUGUUUGACGAUAAUAAUGAUGGACUCUCAGACGACUUAAUCAAAUCAGUGAACGUUAAGCAAAUAUUUAAAAUGAUCCCAAUCAUUUACCAGCGAUCAAUAAUUGCUACUAAAAGUGGCAAGAUUGACUUCAAAAUUUUAAGUAAUGGACUUGACUAUUUGAGUCAAGUUUUUCUAGUAUCUUGUACCUUAAGCAUCAUAAGAUGGUUAGUCUCCUCCAUCUCCUUCAGUGAAAAUAGUUCAAGCCUUACUUGUAAAAUUUUAUGUGAAUUAAUCAUGUCUAACACUCCAAAUGAAGAUGAUAAUGAACUCAACAGUGAGUCUUAUCUUGCAUUUAAAAUAGUUUUGAACUUGACCGGAAUGGAUAUUUUGUCGACUUUAAGGAAGGCUCCUCAAGGAUCUUCAGGUCCAGUCAGUGUCACAAUUGAUAGAGUCAAUCGAGUCUUAGGGGAUGGCCCCUCUUCAGGCCCACUAAAGAAGGUAAAGCUAAAUUCCUCCUUAAACUUAGCAGAACAAUUCAAAAACGAGCUAAUAACCAUUGUGCACAAAAAUCAAUUAGAUUAUCUGCUAAUAAUUAGGUUUCUUGAACUAAAUGAUUAUGAAUUGACUGAUCUCAUUAUCGAUCAAACUGUGAACUCACAAAAAUCAAACAACGAUGAUCAUAAGAUUUUCAUUCAAUUAUCAAUAUAUCUCAUUCUUCUUAACACGAUCAGGUCAAACAAUGAUAUCAGUUCUUGCAAAAUGAAAUUUGCUUCAUCAUCACAUCAAUAUCUGAGCAUUUUAGAUGGCGCAAUUACAAGUGAUAAGGAAUUUACGUUGACGUUGGAUUUUCAUUAUUCGAGCAUAUUCAAUGAUCAAGGAACACAAGAUGAAGAAAAUGACGAUCUCUUCAAUGAAAAUUCGUCGAAAUUUUAUCGGCAGGAUGAAAUCAGAUCUCACUCAGCCCUUUCCUUCAGUUCGUUGUUCGACCUAAUUGCAAGGACUGAGGUUUGUGAAAGCGAACGUGCAAAUAUAAACAGGGCAUUGAAAUCUAUUAGGCAACUUUUAGUAGAAGAAUUGGAGAAACUUGCAAUUUGA